This is a messenger RNA of Chinchilla lanigera (long-tailed chinchilla), 3422 nucleotides long. It is a transcript of the gene Tmem150c, whose product is annotated as transmembrane protein 150C. The transcript is spliced from 8 exons. NCBI's taxonomy places the organism in Eukaryota, Metazoa, Chordata, Mammalia, Rodentia, Chinchillidae. The record is from RefSeq and is a predicted model, not a curated record. The coding region runs from base 633 to 1382 and encodes 249 amino acids.
GAGGGGCGCAGGGCGAACGCUGGACGCGACUGCUGAAUUGCAGAAUGUGACUGACUUGAGCUGCACAGGACUCUUCCACACGUGUGCUUUGAGAGGCAACAUUUAAAGGAGACAGGUGUGGUUCGGCAGCCUCAAAGGUGGUGGUCAGGCGAAGGGAGCCAGGAGGCUGCGCCUGGAACCUAAGUUGACCCGGAGCUGUGGUAAAAAUGCCGCGGCUGGGCGCUGCCGUAGAGGUCGCUGACUUGGUGCCCCGGAGGCUGGGACCUGGGGUGGGCAGAGGAGCACAGGUUUAUGACUGACUGGCGGACAAGACCCGGAGGCGCAGCCGGGCCAGCAGGCGCGGGGGGCGGGGGUGGGGGGUACUGCUGGUCGCCGCGCCACGCCAGGGUCCCGCGUUCGCCCACUCGGCGGGGGCGCGGGACUUAGUUCCAGCCGCGCUGUGCAAGCCCCGGGGGUGUGCGGCAGAAGCAGACCAGCCGCGGUCACCGCGGAUCAGCGCCGAGAAGCCCUGCGGGGGAGCCGGAUCCGGAUCCCGUCCCGCCCUUGUGGCGAGCAGCGCCGGGAGCGCGUCCGCCAGGCUGGGAAGGCAGCGGCCGGCGCGUGCACGGCGGCUCCGGCCGGGCGGUGCAGGCAUGGAUGGGAAGAAAUGCAGUGUCUGGAUGUUUCUACCUCUUGUAUUCACUUUGUUCACUUCGGCUGGGCUGUGGAUAGUAUACUUUAUAGCCGUGGAAGACGACAAAAUUUUACCAUUAAAUUCAGCUGAAAGGAAACCUGGCGUGAAGCGUGCACCUUAUAUAAGCAUUGCAGGUGACGAUCCUCCUGCCAGCUGUGUGUUCAGUCAGGUCAUGAACAUGGCAGCAUUCCUAGCGCUGGUGGUAGCUGUUCUGCGCUUCAUACAACUGAAACCAAAGGUCUCCAACCCGUGGCUGAAUGUCAGCGGGCUGGUAGCGCUGUGCCUGGCUUCCUUUGGAAUGACCUUACUCGGUAACUUUCAGCUCGCAAAUGAUGAAGAAAUCCACAACGUGGGAACGUCCUUGACCUUCGGGUUUGGCACGUUGACCUGCUGGAUCCAGGCUGCCCUGACACUCAAAGUCAACAUCAAGAACGAAGGACGGAAAGUGGGAAUCCCACGGGUGAUUCUGUCCGCAUCCAUCACUCUCUGUGUCGUCCUCUACUUCAUCCUCAUGGCCCAGGACAUCCACAUGUAUGCAGCCCGGGUGCAGUGGGGCCUGGUCAUGUGCUUCCUGUCAUACUUUGGCACCUUCGCCGUGGAGUUCCGCCACUACCGCUACGAGAUUGUGUGUUCCGAGUACCAGGAGAAUUUCCUAAGCUUCUCUGAAAGUCUGUCUGAAGCUUCCGAAUAUCAGACCGACCAAGUGUAGCCCAUCAGUCUGUCCUUGCUGGUGAGGUGGGUGUGGAGGCCAGGGAGGGGCAGGAGGGCACACUCACAGGAAGUGACACAUAGCCUCAUGACACACUCCGCACACGCACACGUACACGUUCACGGCCUUGUUUGCCAAAUGAGCUUUGUAGGGCGAGUUGUUUCUUUAAUGAAAAGCACAAGCCCUUGUGUGUCCAAAUACAUGCUGUUACACUGAAAAAAAAUAUGCACGACAGAGCCAGAAGCUUGUGCAUGGUCUCCUCUGUCUCCUGCCCACCCCAGGACGCCUCACUCCUCCCACGCUCUUCCCGUGUCUCACGGUAACCUCCCUCCCCUGGAGAAGGCAGGCCAGAUGUGACAUGGGGUGGUGCCAACUCCCUAAGUUGCCUUCAGGUCCAAAGGGCUUGGAAUGAACACGUGAGGAAGCUGUGACAGUCCCUGAUUGGAUAAUCGGUGCCAUCUGCCUGGAUGGAUGCUGGACGGAGAGGUGACCCCAAACGCUCCACAAGAAGGCACGGACAGAGCUGCCCCAUGAACGCUGUCUUCAUCACUCAAUGGUCAGCUCUGUGGCCCCCGUGAAAGGGACCUGCGGCAGCGUGUGCAAGGGAAGAUGCAGCCGCGGCGGACACUUGAAUCACUGUGCCUGAGAAAGACCUGCAGAUGUGAACGUGCAUAGGGACACGGUCUGCCUGGCCUGGCAGGAGACUCGGGCAGAGAGAGGGGUUUAAUUUUUGCUUCCAUAGUAAGUCAUGUACAGUUUUUGUUUUAUAGUUCAUGGUUUACCUUUUUUAAAAAAACAAGAGUAACUCUCAUGGGUCUCUCUAGAUCUCAUGGAUAAAGAAGAGACGAGACCAAAGGCAAGAACUGAGCUUGCUUUGGGUUAAAACAUGAAAAAGAAAGAAAAAAGAGUUACGUGCAGGUUUGAUGUUUGAAACUAAGAAAACAUUCACAGAGAAAUGUGAAGAAAUCGGAACCUAUGGGUAGAGAAAGCUCCUGCUGGAUACUUAACACAGAUAGGAAUUUAGGGCUGGGGUGCUGCUGGUGUCUGCCUAGCACGUGUGAGGCCCAGGUUCCGCCCUCAGCACACACACGCACGUUUAGGAGCAUCCCAAGUGAAACCUGGGGAGACUUUCUUCACAUGUAGCUGUCGCUUCAAUCUGAUAGUGCUGGGACUAAGGCCUUUUCACACUUGGAAUUUACAAAUUAAAAGAUUAUCUUCCUGCCAGACGACAUUGGUGAGACUGGACCCAACGCCCCAGGAGCAGUCCUCACCCACAGAGUUCAAAAUUGCAGCCGUAGGGCCAAGUGUUCCAGGCUAUGCAUCACAGAACCAGAGCCCCAUGUCCCACAGGUGUCACUGUGGGCCAAGUGACAGGCCCCCCCAAGUGCACCAUUUCAAGAAAUCCCUAAACAUGCUCCUAGGGCCUGGGACUGCAUGGACUGUAAUGUGGAAAACAUUGUUUUUUAAAUUCAUCCCAGAGCCGGCACUUCCUGAGGGGGUCGAUGUGUCCUCAUCCCCCCUUCUCCCUAGCACGGUGCCUGGCGCAUUUUAGGUGCUCAAUACUAUGUCUGUUGAGAAUUACUGAUCAUUUCCGAGUGUGGCCAGAAGUAUCUGAGAGACUGAAAGGUGAGUGAGGACCUGACAGUUUUCCACACGACACAUCAAAGGCAGAAGUCUCGGACAAGGGUCAGAGGGGACAGCGCCGACCUGUGAGGCGCAAGGAAAACAGGAAGAGACCCGCGCAGAGAACACUCACCUGGUGAAAGGCACCUCGCUGUAAAUAGUCCACGGUGACAUUUAUUAGUUUGAAUACUGCUUUUGGGUUUUUUUUUUUUUUUUUUCAUUUUUGUAUUUUAAAAAUUUUAUCAGAGAACAAAGAUGUAAGGAGUUUUAUUUUACACAAUAGAAAUUAAGCCGCUUUGGUGAUGCACUUGUACACUUUCUUAAGAAUUGAUUGAACAGCACAUUUUAGCAGAAUCAAGCAAUGGCUAACAUUAUCCAUUGGGGUCUGGCCAGUGAAUAAAACUCUUUUAUGCAGAA